Molecule: messenger RNA, 1816 nt
Organism: Notechis scutatus (mainland tiger snake)
Lineage: Eukaryota; Metazoa; Chordata; Lepidosauria; Squamata; Elapidae
Gene: ERGIC1
Product: endoplasmic reticulum-golgi intermediate compartment 1
Biological process (GO): endoplasmic reticulum to Golgi vesicle-mediated transport; retrograde vesicle-mediated transport, Golgi to endoplasmic reticulum
Cellular component (GO): endoplasmic reticulum membrane; COPII-coated ER to Golgi transport vesicle; endoplasmic reticulum
Source: RefSeq, a predicted model, not a curated record
GUGCAGUGCAUCCUCCGGCUUGGCCGAGCUGGGCCCGUCACUUCCUGCCCUAGGAGCCGGCACGACUGAAGCCGAAAUUUUGGGCAGAAGGGGGGGCGGGGACGUUGCGUUGCGUCUGCCACCAACAUGCCCUUUGAUUUCAGGAGGUUUGAUAUCUACAGAAAGGUGCCAAAGGACCUUACUCAGCCAACCUUUACAGGAGCAAUUAUCUCUGUUUGCUGCUGUUUCUUCAUAUUGUUUCUAUUCCUGUCUGAGCUUACUGGAUUCAUAGCCACUGAAAUUGUGAAUGAACUCUAUGUAGAUGAUCCAGACAAAGACAGUGGGGGUAAAAUAGAAGUAAAUUUGAACCUCAGCUUGCCAAGCCUGCACUGUGAAUUGAUUGGAUUAGAUAUUCAAGAUGAAAUGGGAAGACAUGAAGUUGGCCAUAUUGAUAACUCAAUGAAAGUUCCUCUGAAUAAUGGCGAUGGAUGCAGAUUUGAGGGUCAUUUCAGCAUCAACAAGGUUCCAGGGAACUUUCAUGUAUCAACACAUAGUGCCACUGCACAGCCUCAGAAUCCUGAUAUGACCCAUGUCAUCCACAAACUCUCCUUUGGUGACAAGCUGAAGGUCCAGAAUAUUCAUGGAGCAUUCAAUGCACUGGAGGGAACAAACAAACUCAGUUCAAAUCCCCUUGCUUCUCAUGAUUACAUACUGAAGAUUGUUCCUACUGUGUAUGAAGACAUGAGUGGCAAACAGCGGUACUCAUACCAAUAUACUGUAGCCAAUAAGGAAUAUGUAGCAUACAGCCACACAGGACGCAUUAUUCCAGCCAUUUGGUUUCGAUAUGAUUUGAGCCCUAUUACAGUGAAGUACACAGAAAGGCGACAGCCUUUGUACAGAUUUAUCACAACGAUUUGUGCCAUCAUUGGUGGAACAUUUACUGUGGCUGGGAUUCUUGACUCCUGCAUUUUUACAGCCUCUGAAGCCUGGAAAAAGAUCCAACUAGGAAAGAUGCAGUAACAAAGCAAUCUCCAGCCUACUCUUGUGAGAAGAAGUAUAGAAGAAAGAGCCCACAGCUGUUGAUUUUUCUUCGUAUCAUUUCAGUUCACACAAGCUGCUGGAAACAUAAGGGUGCAGAAACAAAUAAACCUCCCAAACAACCAAUCAUAGUCUUUGAAAAUUAGCAUCAUAUGCAAGGGGAUGCGGUUUUAUAUGUACUAUUCUCAUUCAAUGUUUUGGAGGAUAUAUUGUCAUUUAUGUUUUACAAUUAGAUCUGAUAGAUCUCAUUGGUAUUAUUAUGUUUCAAAAUCUCAAAAAGCGACUUCAGGGCAAGUUUUUAGUUCUGUAACUUAGAUUUUAUCCAAGAAUUAUAGAACUGAACAAUCAUACAGUACAAGUAGUCUUUGACUUACAGCCAGUUGUUUGGCAACUGCUUGAACUUACAACAGACCUACCCUGGAACUACUUAUGACCCAUAUUCAAAGUUCCAGUGAUAGGGUCCCCCCUGCAAACACGUGACUAAACUUCGGGCGCUUGGUGGCAUGGCCGCAUUUGCAGCAUCCACUGUCACAUGACUGCAUUUAUGAUGAUUUGUCCAAAACCUGGAAGUUACUUUCAAUUUUUGGCAAAACCAUAUUGAGGGUGAACCAUUGGUUUGCUUAAUGACCAUGGUGUUGUCUUAUUGACCACAAUGGCCGCUUUAUGACCAAAUCAUUUGUUUUACGACUCAUGAUUUAUGAUCGUGAUGACCAGGCUCCAUUAUCAUUGUAACUCAAGGACUAGCUGCACUGUUUUUACUGAACAAUAACAUUGAUUUCAAUAACAUUUUGUUGUUGUU